AUGGACUCCCCAAAUACAACUCUCACAGUCACCCACAUUACCACGGCAACUGCCAUCCUGAACAUCGACGGCAUCAACUUCCUAACCGAUCCCUAUUUCGGUACUGAAGGCUCUCACGUCACAGAGCUAGACUGGCAGAAUGCCCGUUUACAGGAAGACUUUGGACUAGAUGCCAUUCCGCCACCGGUUUCCCUUGUCAACACCAACGGACCAGCACUUCAGCUCCACGACAUACCGCCCAUUGACGCGGUGCUUCUAAGUCACGAAGACCAUCUUGACAAUCUCGACCCGGAGGGACGCAAGCUACUGGAUGGACGGAAGGUGUUUACUACCAUGGAUGGAGCCUCUAACCUGCGUCCUCGUCCUGGAGUAGUCGGUCUUCGCCCCUGGCAGACCGUGACUGCCAACAUUGGAGGAAAGACUUUUCAAAUCACCGGCACUCCCUGCAAGCAUUUCCCGAUUGGCGAGGUAACUGGAUUUAUUUUGGAGACCGACUCGUUUGGCACCGAUGCUGCAACCGGGAAGCCAAACGCGAUUUACUUUUCUGGUGAUACAGUCUAUAUCGACGAGCUGAAAGAGAUCGGGAACAAAUGGCAUGUCAUGGCUGCUGUUCUCAAUCUGGGGAAUGCGACUUUCCACUUUCCGAUUGGUCCUAUCCAGAUUACGAUGAAUGGUAAACAAGCUGCUCAGUUUGUUCGUGACAUUGGCGCUGAUGUUAUGGUUCCCAUGCAUUUCGAGUCAUGGGAUCAUUUUACUGAGUACAGGGAGGAUUUGGUUAAGGUUUUCGAAGAAAAAGGGAUUAUGGAUAAAGUGUGUUGGACGACUCCUGGUGUUCCAAAGUCUGUUUAUUAG
Aspergillus glaucus CBS 516.65 is the source of this 852-nucleotide messenger RNA. RefSeq names its product MBL fold metallo-hydrolase. NCBI's taxonomy places the organism in Eukaryota, Fungi, Ascomycota, Eurotiomycetes, Eurotiales, Aspergillaceae. Bases 1 to 852 code for a protein of 283 amino acids. The transcript has a single exon. The record is from RefSeq and is a predicted model, not a curated record.